ACGCUACUGUGAUUGUGCAACUAACACAAGAUUCAAAACUCAUUACUAGAUGUCGCCACUGUCGCUCUUGUUGUUUACGUCCCCAUGUCAUGAAACGAGACGAAAAAAUGGGCUAAACAAAACAAAUUGUUGCUAAUUAUACUUAUAUUCCUGUGAUUUCAAAUACCAAAUGGAUCUUCGUAUCUUGUAUGCAUAGCUAAUUAGCUACUGUCAGUCAUUCCAACAAGUUGACUUCUAGCACUCAGUCACUUUCCAUCCAUUAAAUCCUCAUGCUGUCAAAAGCCUUAAACUCAUGUUUGAAGCACACAUAUAGUGGAAUAUAAAUGUGCGGGUAUGAGGUAUUUUCCAAUUACUGCUACCACACCAACCACACCACGUCAGAUGCCUUAGGGCUACUAAAUCAUCACCUAUAUGAUGAUAAAGCAUCAGGAAAUUUAUCCCACCUGAGGAGUAAUGCAGCGAUUAUUACGGGUUUUCAUCAUGAACAUUUCAGUGUGCUUCUUGGAAAAGCACGCAAGAUCCACACGGACAUCCUAGAGUCAAUGCUGGAUAUUGUCCUUGACAGAAGAGGGACUCCCACCAACGUUCUGCUCCAUUCUUAUCUUCAAGACGUACGCUCAUACAGCUUCGCUGCUUCAGCGCUUCUUAUGCUGCUACACGUCAACUUUUCUUGCUUCACUGGCGAGUGGAUCACUUCAGUUGCUGUGACAAACCUGCAGUCACUCACCAAGGGAUUAUGGCCAGGUUUAUAUGCAGAGGAGACGUUGAGAAGACCGACACCAAAAACGUCGCCAGUGUGUCAAAACUGUCAGCUGCGGAUCAUCAUUUGUUGUUGGUAAUAUGUUUUGUGUUAGUUAACCCGUUGGCUGCCACGCCUUUGUUCCCCCAUGU
Molecule: messenger RNA, 891 nt
Organism: Daphnia pulex (common water flea)
Lineage: Eukaryota; Metazoa; Arthropoda; Branchiopoda; Diplostraca; Daphniidae
Exons: 5
Coding region: 324-839 (171 amino acids)
Source: RefSeq, a predicted model, not a curated record